Molecule: messenger RNA, 1271 nt
Organism: Daucus carota subsp. sativus
Lineage: Eukaryota; Viridiplantae; Streptophyta; Magnoliopsida; Apiales; Apiaceae
Product: protodermal factor 1
Exons: 3
Coding region: 8-1111 (367 amino acids)
Source: RefSeq, a predicted model, not a curated record
GUAUUGCAUGUUAUGUACUCCAUGCUCCAAAUUUAUAUUUGAAAAAGAAAAGGCAAGUAAGAAAUGGGAACUUGAAUGCAGUCUGCAACACCUUCAACCAACCGCAUGCAAUUUCAGCUGUCAGUAUUUACUUCACUCCGCUCUAUAUAAUCUCUGCUGCACUCUGCACAACUCCCAUCUCACCUCAUUCCUUCCUUUACCUUCUUGUAAAAACAAGUCGAGAGAGAGAGAGAUGGCAAGAGAGAAGAGCAAACAGGCUUCUCUGCUCAUCUUCACCUUGAUCACUGGGCUUCUUUCCCAGAGCUUGGUGAUUCCUGUAAUGUCUGCUGCAAGUUUUCAAGAUAAAAAAUGCUGUAAUCCUUCAGGAGACCCCCAUUCUGGUUCUCACCAUAGCCCAUCACACGGCUCAGGAGGUAGUCAUGGACAUAAAAGCUCAUCCCACGGGCACGGAAGCUCCCCGCCAAGUGACUGUGGAACACCGCCAAGUGGAGGACACUAUGACCCUGCUCCUCCAACGGAUACUCCAACUACCCCUUCAACACCAACAUAUGGAAGCCCGCCAACUAGUCCUACCAUCGACCCAGGCACCCCUUCAACCCCAACAUACGGGAGCCCGCCAACUAGUCCAUCAGUAGACCCUGGCACCCCCGCAACCCCAACUUAUGGAACCCCACCAGCAACUCCUACAGACCCGGGAACUCCAGCCGUUCCCGGUGUUUCGUCCCCUCCAUUUUCAUUCAAUCCAAACUCACCACCCUUUCCAUGCACUUACUGGCUCAAUCAUCCCACAUUGAUAUGGGGUUUGAUUGGAUUCUACGGGGCAACUCUAGGCGGAGCAUUUGGCCUAACCAGCAACGGCUCUCCAGCCGCUGCUGCUUCGCCAGUGGGUCUGCAACAAGCACUCUCAAACACUCAUAUAGAUGGCAUUGGGGCGCUCUACAGAGAAGGAACCGCUGCUCUGCUCAACUCACUGGCGAUUACAAGGUUCCCUUUCACAACCCAGCAAGUGAGAGAUCGUUUUGUUUCCGCUCUUGGGUCCAACAAGGCAGCAUCAGCACAGGCGCGUGUCUUCAAGAUGGCUAACGAGGGCAGGCUCAAGCCCAGAACCUAGUCCAUAUAUGUGUUGUUGCAAUUCACUACUACGAUUUUUCACUACAGUGCAUUUUAUUUGGUGGUCUGUUUUAAUAUUUAUUAUUAAUCAUUCGAUGUUUUAUUAGUUAUUAUGUUCAUUGUUGAAUUAUAUAUUGAAUUAAUGCAGCAUGAUUUUGCCA